AUGGAUAAAGCUCAAUCUACCGAGUCUACUACGCAAGCGCAAGCCAGCGCUCAGUCUGAGGCGACCUCGGUCUCUCAAGGUGCGAUAGAAGAUCUGUCUCUUGCCCUUGAAGACAUCGUUCACCUCGACGCUCUUGCAGGGACUGAGCUCACUAGUUCUCCAUCGAAUGCAGUCGCUGUCAACUCGACGGCGGUCUCUCCUACUGACGAGGAGAUCGAUGAAUUAAUGGAUACUGGUGAGCCUGAGCUACCCGCAGACUUCGACCCUUCGAAGACUGACGAAGGCCAAAAUCAAGUGCCCGAUGAAUCUAACAUCGAUCAUGCACUUAAUAAACCGUCGAACUCUACGACGAUACCCACCGCAAGUGGUGGAGCAAAGCUCGAUAGCGAAUUCGCUAAAAUCGAGCAGGAGUUCAACUCCACUGGCGGUUCUGCCUGGAACCCAGCGCUAUCCGUUCCGCAAUAUCACCACGGAACUAGGACUAUCCUACACUCGCCGAGACUUUGCAGAAGCUGCAAAGAGCGAGUUGUCCAUAUGAACGGAUGCUACAAGUUCCCGGGAAUGACGGAUGCUAUCGCCGCUCGUCAAUCCAACGACGAGUCCGUCAUAGCUGAGGCCAAGAAGUCCCAAUACUCCGAAGACACUCGGAAGCACUACGAGAUCGUCAAACAUAAAGACGACAAGAUAGUUGCACUUACCGCUGAAACCACGGCGCAACUAGAGACCAUCAACGGGCUCAAGAUCGAGCUCAAGAAUGCUAACUCCGAGCUCGAGGAGACUAAACGCAAAGUCGUCGAUCAGAGCAUUCAAGUCAAACUUCUUAAGAAGCAGCUCACCGACGCUAGCGAGUCUAAGUCCAACAAGAAGAAGCAUAAAUCUUCUCCCAAGGCGAAAACUGGCGCCUCAGCUCAGGAUAGUGAGUUGACAUCCUCUGCCAAUCCAGCUUCGCAGAAAAUAUCUACGACUUCUAACGACGAGCCUCCAGCCAUAGUAGACAACGAUGUGUCUAUGGAGGUCGAGAAUCCACAGACGGUUGAACCUAUCAACCUCAUCUCUACAGGAGAACCCGAAGCCGAGAUUGUCUCGAGCGUUGGAUGGCCUUCCAACACAGACAAGUCGAAUACCACCGACUUAACGAACCCUGAGACGAAACCAAUCGUCCUCAACUCCACUCCUGACUCUUCUACCCCGGAUAACACGGAAACCUACCUGGAUCCGUUCGGGAAUAGUUGGGAGGAGCGCCUUGUGCCUAUCGCCUGCUGGAACGACAUCAACUUUGGCGUUAUCCAAGCCCGCAAAAUGCAGCAGGAAGCUCUCGCUCAAUUGGCUUCAUCCCUGAGUAGCACCAGCUCAGGGAAUAAACGUAAAUUCAAUCCCGAUAGCGGGGACAGUUCCUCCGGCACUUGGACGAGAGUAUCUCACUCGAACUCUAGGAACGCUCCGAGCCAGAAGAUGACGGGCAAUUCCCCAUCUCCGAAACGUUCCAAGACCAAUGGGAACCGUCGCGAUGUCGUUCGUGACUACUCCUCCAUUCCGGUGAAGUACACCAAGGAGGAUGGCACGGCUUCUUAUGGCCAAGCUCCUCUUACCCCUACCGAGAACGCAUCGGACGCUGCUUGGGCUUCAUACUACAGCCAUCCCAGCGUUAACACCCCUCAGGGUGCAGUCCAAGACAACCAAGGACAUCUCUCUCUCGCCUGGGUCAAGACUCACCGAUUCUUGGCUAGGAUCGGGCCUUCUCCCCCUCCGGAAGACGCUCCGAGGCAUAUCAAAAAUGCCAUCAAGAAGGGAGUCAAUCGCUUCAAGCGAUUUGUGGCCCUUCAAGCCUCCGUUCCUGGAAAUCUACAGGAAAAAUGGGUCGAGCAUGGAUUUAAUUCACUCGAGCCCAUCGGCCCCAAGGUCGGACGUAUUACCGACCUCGAUGACGUUCCUAUCCUCAAACAUCUGAGGCUCGCAAUCAAUAACGCUCAGCUGUUGAGCGAAAUCGAGUUCUGGGCUCGUACGCGCCGAAACUGCACGGAGAAGCUAGCCAAUCACUACGAUGGCGAUUACUCCUCGGCGCCGAACCAAGCUUCCCUGUUCGAGUUACGACAGGCGAACGCGAAUCGAGGACACGCUGUCUCUCAAUCCCAUCCCACCUCGCAGUGGUCGACACAGACCCAAACGGUGAUGCCUGAUAUAGGCCAGACCCUCCAACCGAUGGCCAACUCUUUCCAUGACUUUGCGGCGAAUCCCCUGCCUACCUUUAUGCCGAUCGGUCCGACGCCAAUUCAACCUAUCCCCAUUUCUACCCCGUCCCACCGAUCGCUAGGCAUCGCUCAGUCCUCGUUAUCCUCAAACGAGUAUCGGAACAAUUCGAGUCUGCCAUUCGGUCAGACUUACUCUGGACCUAUUCAACCGUUGAACAACAACGGCUAUAACUAUCAGGCCAACCAGUUUGGUGUUCAAACGAACAACGCGUACUAUCAAGCGGGGCAGAACUCCUUACCGAGCAUCGCAAACUAUGCGAACGGUCAAGUUGCUCCGCAGAGUAAUUACUACUCACCUCAUGGGAUUCAGAGCUCGUACUCUCAGCCACCUCCUCCUGCCUCGACUCCUCCUCCUCCUCCUCCUAUGAUGGACAUACGUUGA
Messenger RNA from Stereum hirsutum FP-91666 SS1, 2631 nucleotides. RefSeq lists its product as uncharacterized. The transcript has a single exon. Lineage: Eukaryota; Fungi; Basidiomycota; Agaricomycetes; Russulales; Stereaceae. Bases 1 to 2631 code for a protein of 876 amino acids. The record is from RefSeq and is a predicted model, not a curated record.